Manis javanica (Malayan pangolin) is the source of this 5044-nucleotide messenger RNA. It is a transcript of the gene TMEM26, whose product is annotated as transmembrane protein 26. NCBI's taxonomy places the organism in Eukaryota, Metazoa, Chordata, Mammalia, Pholidota, Manidae. The record is from RefSeq and is a predicted model, not a curated record.
GGCUCCCGGGAUUGGGAGGCGGAUGAGGAGCGCGGGAGAAUAGCGCCCCAGAGCCCGGGCGGCGCAGCCCCAGUCCCUGGAAAGCCCAGCCGUCUGGAAAAGCUGGGUUUGGAUUCUCCCCUCUGUGAAGAGUUCUCAGGAAGUUUGGGGGAGGGGCGAGCCGCUCUCUCCAGGUCUGCGGGCUCGGGCGUGCGAGGAGGGACAACGGCAGCUGCGGGUCUCCCAGCUGUCACGUUCCCGCUCUCGGGCGCGCUCCGGAGCUCCCGGCCGGGUCCUGGGGCCAGGGCGCGGGGCCGCGGCAAAGCGCGCAGGCCGGCAUGGGGGGGCUGGUCCUGCUGAACGCCCUGGCCACCCGGCUGCUGUUCGUGCUGCACUCGCUGGUUGGGGUCUGGCGAGUGACCGAGGUGAAGAACGAGCCCUGGUACUGGCUGCUCGCGCUGCUCAACCUUUUGCUGGUUCUGGAGACUGCGCUCACCCUCAAGUUCAAGCGCGGCAGAGGCUACAAAUGGUUUUCACCAGCUAUAUUUUUAUAUUUGAUUAGCAUUGUUCCAUCAUUAUGGCUUCUUGAAAUGCAUCAUGAGACCCAGUAUUGCAGUAGCCAAUUUGAAGGAAUGUUACAGAAUAACAGUGGCAAAGACUUCAAUCAAACUCUGAUGUCAAGUGAACAAACCAGUGAAGCAGAUGAUCUCAUUGAGACGGCCAAAGUUUUUGUAAAUAACUUAUCUACAGUAUGUGAGAAAGUUUGGACUUUGGGACUCCAUCAGACGUUCUUGUUAAUGCUAAUAAUUGGAAGAUGGCUUCUUCCCAUUGGAGGCGGGAUCACUCGGGACCAACUCUCUCAACUUCUCCUUAUGUUUGUGGGGACAGCUGCUGACAUACUGGAAUUCACAAGUGAGACCCUGGAAGAACAAAACGUGAGGAAUAGCCCUACCCUGGUCUAUGCCAUCCUCGUCAUAUGGACCUGGAGCAUGCUGCAGUUUCCACUUGACCUGGCAGUGCACAGUGUUGCAUGCCCCUUGUCUGUGACAGCGAGGGGGUUCCCAAGCCUGUUAUUUUGCCAGUACAGUGCUGAUUUGUGGAACAUCGGAAUCAGCGUCUUCAUACAAGACGGUCCCUUCCUUGUCGUGCGUCUCAUAUUGAUGACCUAUUUCAAAGUGAUAAACCAGAUGCUGGUGUUCUUUGCGGCCAAGAACUUCCUUGUGGUGGUGUUACAGCUCUACCGCCUGGUGGUGCUAGCUUUGGGUGUGCGUGCUGUGCGAAGUCAGCCGGCAGGCCUGAAGGCAGCAGGUCACAGCUGCUCAGGUGACCUGGCUGAGAGUGGAGGCUCACCUGGGGACUGGGAGGGAGGCUCCAAGGAAGGCUUAGCUGUUCCCUUGCAGGCCUUGCCAAUCAUCUCCGAUAGCCCUCACACCACACCGUAGUUAUUUACUGACAGCACCAUGCAACUGGAAUGUCGGACUUCCUGGUUCUUCUUACAGACGGAAUUAUGCUCUCUCUCUCUUUUAUUAACCUUGGCAUAUAAUAACUUUCUAAAGGAAAACAUAAAAAGUGGUCUUAAACCAAAGCCGAGGAAUUUUUUUCGACUGAAUGGAAAGAACUUUGAUUAGUGGCUCUUGCUACAACUCCUGUGUGAUGCUAUCAGAUGUUACAGUUGUUCAACGACUAAGUGAUUUGUUUGUCUUGAACUGUUUGAAAAGCUCUGGACAGGGUUACAGUGACAUGCCCUCAAAAGAUUUAGUGCAGACAAACUGUCUCGGCUGUUACCUGAAAAAUAGAGAAGCUUUGAACUUUGGCUCUAUUGUCAGACUAUCUCAUCUGAUCUUUUCUGCAGAGUCCCUCUGACAUCAAAAAAUGUACAUUCAAUGAAUGCAGAACAAAUGAAGGGAAAAGUGCCUUUAAGAUUACCUCACUGUGGGCUGGAAUCAGUGAAAAUCUCUGUCCAGCUUCAUAGCUUUGAGAGCCCUCUUCAUCACUGCACAGACAUUCCCAGGAAAAUCAUUUUUCUGGGCUGAUGUUGUAUUCUGUCAUGGUGCAUAUGCUCUUAAAGAAAUGUUAUUGCUUUUGGCUUGGGCACUGCAAAAUUCACAGCAAGCCAUUUCAGUUACAGAUCUGUUGGUUGCAAGGCAGGAAAUACUGGUAAUGCUAGCAAAGUCACAAUUUCCAUUCUGAGCAUGAUUUGCGGUAUUCGUCAGUAUUUUUCUUAACUCCAAUUUACUAUUUUCUGUACUGCCAAGUCAAAUUAUGUGGGUUGAUGUGAAGAAGCACUGAAGCAGUGAGUAUAGGCAUUUCAGGCCCUUUAAGUAUUACCCUAAUUUCUGGUGUCUGCCAGCAGUAGCUUCUCUGAACUGCCACUCUGGAGAUGGCCUUUGGUCUCUGGGAAGGUGUUGGUAGUGGAGGCUUGCCUCCACCCUGCACACAGCCAGUAGCCCUUGAUUAGUGACAGGGAUGAGAAUCAGGAGAUCCACUUUUCUUCCCUGCAUUACAAGUUGAUUUCCCCAGUGUUGAAAUAGUCACACUUUCCCUUUAUACACCUCUGUACUUUCCAGAUGGAGGUGAUUCCGAUUCUUUUAAAAUGAUUUUUGCUUUUAAAGAUAUAGUGUGAAAAUUUACCUGGCUAAAUAACAGUAAGUAUAUGAGGCAAACAGUUCCAAAACUGUUCUUUUAGGGUUCAAAGUGUAAUUCCUUCUUGUUAUUAUGCUCAGUAGUUCAAAGGGGCAUUAAAGAUAAGGCAGGCUAUGACCUCAGACUGGGUAUGAUCUAUUGACAACCAAUUGGAGCAAUUGUACCUAUGAGGUUGUGUGACAUGAAAUCUCAUUAGAUGUUCCAAACAUCUAAUAAAAAGUUUCAUAGGCAAAUUCUGUUUCAAUACAGAGAAACAUAUUUUCCAAUUAAUGGCUUCUUCAGUGCCUGAUAUCACAUGUUCCUAUUUCUUUUUUCCUUCCAUGUAUUUCUCAUUUUAACAACAUGGUAAUUAUAAAAUUACACAUCAAAGGAAUGGAAUACAUUUAUAAAUUUCCAUAAUAAUUUUUUGAAAGUUAAGACCAGGAAAUCAUGUUUAUAUAAAGUAAACAACUUUUAAGGGUAUAAUGUUUAAAAUGCAUAGCAAUUGAAAGCAAAGUAAUAGCUGCUAUUUAUAAAAAUGCCUCAGCAGAAUCUGUUUCUAUGUUGACUGUUUUAUGCUGAAUGUUUUCCUCCACUACAUGUAUGUGCUGCUUAUUAUUGCAGAUUCGCUCAUGGCAUACUUUUCAUGUUUUAAUUUUUUCCUUCUAGCAAAACAAACAUUAAGCCUCUAAAAAUAGAUAAAGUAUAAAGUAAUACGGCUGUUGCAAGGAUAUUUUUAAAUGCUUUCAAAUCUGAGACUUGGCUUGGCUUCAUGAAUGAGUUUCUAGUGUUUAAGUAAAGUAUUUUGUAAUUAGCAUUCCUCUGAAUGCUUGGGAAAUAGACAAUCCAGAGUCUAGCUUUACUUAGAGUGCCAGGAAGGCAAAGAGCACCCAGAACCAUCUCAUCAAUUAAUGGUGGCAAAAAUAGACACAUGCUUUGCAAGUUUUCCAGGAAUAUCCGCUAAGGGCAGCCUUUGUUAACCCAACUGCCAGUAUUCCCACUCUCGGAAUGAUUAUUCCCAUACCAGAAAAAAAAAUCUAUAUUCAUUUACUGUAUUAAAAAAAAAAUCAAAGUCCAGCUUGUAUCCCUAGGACCAUCAAAGAAAAGUUAAAAAUGUGUUCAGUUAAUUGUUAUAUUUCUAACAUAGACAGCUACAGACUGAAAUAUCUGAAAAUAUCCAAGCAUUUGCUAUAUAGUGGCUACAGUAGCGUUGCCUCCUGUGUGUUGACAUUCUGUGACUUGCUUCCAUUUUUUUUGCAACAAGAUGACUGACUCCAAUCACCUGUAUAAUGUGACGCAAGCCAUACCUCUCCACAGCUCCCAAACACAGCUCAGCAUCCCCAACCCAUAAAGAAAGUGGCUUAUUUGUGGUCACUGGUGCUGUUGUUAUUACUGUCUGUGUGCUUAUUUAGUUGAUUAAAGCUCAAUCAAGUGUCUUCCUAAAAACAUACCCUUCCAUUUGUGAGAAAAUACAAUGUCCAUGUUGGAAUGAUGCUGUGUGGGAGCGCACCUCAAAACCAGCUUGUGGGUUUUCUUUAUCCUUAUUAGAUGAGUCCCAGAGGACAUGACUUGACAUUGUGAGAUUUGUAAAUUGUCUUUGAUUAUUCUGUUAAUUUUUAUUUAAGCUGAAACUGAGGAUGUAAGAAAGUAAAAAUUUAUAUUGCCCAAUACAGUCUUUAAUCUUCCAAAAUGAAGAUUUCUUAUGCAAAUUUAUCAAUUAGCUCUGUUGUAAUUCCACUAACAUGUCACAGUACUUCAGGCUUUUUAAGACCAGAGAGAUAGAGCCAGAAAUAUCAGGAUUCACUAUUGCAAUCUCAUUGGCUCAUUACUGAAUAGGAACUUCUCAAAGCCCUGGGAGGGCAUGCAUUGUAGGUGCCCGCAUGUUAGGGUUUCCUCCCAGGUUUCAGAGUUCAACACUGACUCUUACUAUCUUUGGCAUUUAAUCCAGUGACUCCCAAGCAAUUCUGUUAAAAGGGAGAAAUAAUUGCAAAAGACCAAACGUCUGUCCACCUUCACCCUACUUCAAUGCCAGGAAAGUAAGAUGCUGAAAUAUAUUGCAAAGCCUCAGAGUGUAAGUGAAAAACCAAACAAUCUUGAAUUAUAAGAAAAAAAAACGUUUUACUAUUUUUCUAAUUUCAGAUUUUUCUUUUUAUUUAGUGGACAUUCUGAUCCACUCUCAGAAACAUUUGAUUUGGGGUUCUACAAGGCAGCUGGAGGACAUUAAUAUCUUUGAGGCUUCAGAUAACUUUCUAUAUGAUGGGAGUAACUCUAAAUAAUGUUUGAGUAAUCAACUGCUGCAGCUAUAUUUUAUAGGUGUCUCUUCCUUUGAAUUUUUCUUCCUAGAAUAUUUUAUAAGGAUAUUUUCUCUGAAUUAUUUAUAUUUAUACUAUUUUGAUAUGAAUGACCUUUAUUAUACCCAUUAAAUAGUUUGUGUACAACUUUA